Messenger RNA from Syngnathus acus (greater pipefish), 1265 nucleotides. RefSeq names its product kinesin-like protein KIF16B. Gene Ontology annotation, biological process: microtubule-based movement. The coding region runs from base 1 to 1221 and encodes 406 amino acids. The record is from RefSeq and is a predicted model, not a curated record. Gene Ontology annotation, molecular function: microtubule binding; ATP binding; microtubule motor activity. Lineage: Eukaryota; Metazoa; Chordata; Actinopteri; Syngnathiformes; Syngnathidae. The transcript has 10 exons.
AUGCUCGGCCUGCGCAAACGCUGCAGUCGUUUUCUCCGUGAUGGCCUCAGUACGCGUCGCAGUUCGAGUCCGUCCACUAAACAAAAGCCAGCAUCAGUUCGAGGAGAUGAAAAGAACACAAAGAUAUUUACUUAUGACUUCUCAUAUGACUCAACUGACCAAAGUCCCUCGUUUGCAUCUCAGGAGAAGAUAUUCAAUGAUCUGGGGCAAGAUGUCUUAAAAGCUGCAUUUGAAGGUUUCAAUGCCUGUGUGUUUGCCUAUGGCCAAACUGGAUCAGGCAAAUCCUACACCAUGAUGGGUCAUGCUGAAGAAAAAGGCUUAAUCCCACGGAUCUGCGACAGCUUGAUCUCCAAAAUCUCAGAGAGGAACACGAGCAAUGCAGUGUCAUUUCGUACAGAGGUCAGCUUUAUGGAAAUCUACAAUGAACGUGUGUAUGACCUUCUUAAAAAGAGGACUGUCGUCACAGAGAGUGGAGGCUUAAGAGUGCGAGAACACCCGAGGCAUGGACCAUAUGUUGAGAAUCUGACCAAGCAUUUGGUACAUAGCUACAGCGACAUGGAAGAGCUGAUUGCUGCUGGGAACGCCAACCGUAUCACUGCCAGCACACGGAUGAAUGAUUUAAGCAGCCGCUCGCAUGCCAUCUUCUCUAUCAGCUUUUCUCAGACAUGGUUUGAUGCCGAGUUGUCACGCGAGAUGCUGAGUAAGAUCCACCUGGUGGACCUGGCUGGCAGUGAGAGGGCAGACAUCACGCAGACUUCAGGCAUCCGACUAAAGGAGGGCGCCAACAUCAACAAAUCACUCGUCACCCUGGGCACUGUCAUCUCAGCUCUGGCUGAGCUCAGUUUAGAACAACCGACAACCAAAAAGAUGACCUUCAUCCCUUACAGAGACUCUGUUCUUACAUGGCUGCUUAAAGACAGUCUUGGUGGAAACUCCAAGACUACAAUGAUUGCAACCAUUUCCCCAGCUAAUGUGAACUAUGCCGAGACCUUGAGCACAUUGCGCUAUGCCAACCGCGCUCGAAACAUCCUGAACAACCCCACAGUGAAUGAAGACAGCAGUGUGAAGUUGAUCAAGGAUCUCCAGGCAGAGGUUACCAGGCUGAAAAGGCUACUGGAAUCCAAACCGGUGUCUCAUAGAAAGCUGUCUUCUUCUCUGAGAAUGGAAGAGGAGCUGCAUGAAAAUGAAGAAAAGGUCACUCUUCUCCUGCCAAAUGAAUAGCUUGAGGGUGCUUACUGUAUUUGUCAUCCCUUGCAAUCCUUUCC